This is a messenger RNA of Symsagittifera roscoffensis, 1430 nucleotides long. RefSeq names its product cyclin-dependent kinase 6-like. Lineage: Eukaryota; Metazoa; Xenacoelomorpha; Acoela; Convolutidae. Gene Ontology annotation, cellular component: nucleus; cyclin-dependent protein kinase holoenzyme complex; cytoplasm. The transcript has 2 exons. Gene Ontology annotation, molecular function: cyclin binding; ATP binding; cyclin-dependent protein serine/threonine kinase activity. Gene Ontology annotation, biological process: regulation of gene expression; regulation of G2/M transition of mitotic cell cycle; protein phosphorylation. The record is from RefSeq and is a predicted model, not a curated record. Bases 50 to 1075 code for a protein of 341 amino acids.
AAUUAUGUUAAGUGCAAUAUUGUUGUUACAGAAUUAAAACUUAUCUUUCAUGGCGUUCACAGUUCCGCAGUAUUUAAUCAAAGAGUCAAUUGGCAGAGGAGCGUAUGCCAAAGUGUUUAAGGCCGUCAGCAGAGAACGUCCAGAUGAAGUGGUUGCUCUGAAGAGAAUAGAUGUCAAUCAGAAGAAUUUAUCAACUGGGAUACCGCAGUAUAUUUUAAGAGAAGUUGCAAUGUUGAAAAAACUGAAUAAGCUGGCACAUCCCAAUAUUGUGAAACUCUACGAUGUCAUAAUGACCCCGGAUGACCUUGAGAAUCCGAAGAGCCUCUCGGUGUGUCUGGUGUUCGAGUACCUGCCGAGAAGUCUGCUGCAUUACGUGGAGUAUGAGCCGAUAAUUACUCCUGAGAUGUGCAAGCAUAUCAUCCAUCAAACACUGCUGGGUAUUGAGUUCCUACAUGUCAAUGGAGUCAUGCACAGAGAUAUCAAACCAGAGAACCUCCUUCUGUCGCGUGGAGGAAUUGUGAAAAUAGCUGACUUCGGACUGUCCAAACCUGGUGAAGUUGGAACAUAUCUCACGACUGUAACCGUCACUCUCUGGUACCGACCGCCUGAAAUAAUCUUAGGCUGCGACUACAAUUUCUCAGCUGACAUUUGGAGUCUUGGGAUGGUCAUGUGUCAGCUUUUCAAGCGGGUGCCUCUGAUCCAAGGCACCUCGGAAAUUGAGAUUUUGACUCAGAUUGUAUCAUUUUUGGGUCUUCCCGAGGCAAGAAUUUGGCCUAAAAGCUGCUCAGUGACUCGUGAACAGUUUUCGGCAGCAGCUGGUAAGAAAUUGAGACGAGAAAUGAAAAUUAUGUGUGUGCAUGCAUAUGCGUUACUAGCGUCCAUGCUGGAAUAUGACAUUGACAAGAGAUGCAAUGCGGUAACCGCUCUUUCGAUGCCUUAUUUUUCGUCAGAUUGUAAUUGUGGAUUCUUGGCAAAUUUUCCAGCUCCUCUGGAACCGAUAGGAUCCAAAAACAAGAAACUAGUGUCCAAUCAAAUGAAAAAGAAAUUAGCGUCUGGUUUAGCUGCUGUGAAUUGAUGGAAAAAUGUUCUCUUCACAAUCUUGCCAGAAACUAACUUCACAAGCUAAUUGCUUCUUUUAAAUGAUUAGAUAGUUCUAUUUAGCUGUUAUUUAGUUACUUUUUGUUACUUACGUAGUUUAACUUAUUUAUUCUGUGAAAAUACUCAGCCUUUGUGAUUUGUUUUUGUUUCAAUAAGUCGUGAAUUUGACAUGAAAAGAAUUGAAGUUGUUGAAGCUCUUUAUCCCAUUUUGAGUUGUCAAAUCUGUUUGUUAUAUUGUAUUAUUUAUUUUUAAAGGCUAGAAGUUGAGCAAUAUUUUCAAUCAGUGUUUUAUGAAUUUCUCACUCCAUGAAUUUACUUAUUUAACUGUCUGA